AUGUGCCGUCAAUACUACACUCUAUAUGAGUGGUGCCAUUGUGAAGAGGACGGCGGCCAAAGUGUUUGCUCUGGGCACCGUCGCAACAGUUGCCCGGGCGUCAGCGUUGAAACAGUCCACAUGCACUGUUUUUGCCACACUCACGCCACGCGUGGAUUCAAAACUGAGAAACAGACACGAAAGGAAGCAGACAAGAAUCGUCGUCGAUCUCAGGAGUCCCUAGAUGAGAAGUCUUCUCUGGGUCGUCGCUGGUAUCAAUGGUAUCAAUGGUAUCAGUGGCGUGGUCUUUGGUCUCGCUAG
Molecule: messenger RNA, 300 nt
Organism: Penicillium malachiteum
Lineage: Eukaryota; Fungi; Ascomycota; Eurotiomycetes; Eurotiales; Aspergillaceae
Exons: 1
Coding region: 1-300 (99 amino acids)
Source: RefSeq, a predicted model, not a curated record